This is a messenger RNA of Pristis pectinata (smalltooth sawfish), 10768 nucleotides long. RefSeq names its product mitogen-activated protein kinase 8 interacting protein 2 (gene mapk8ip2). Bases 1188 to 5132 code for a protein of 1314 amino acids. Gene Ontology annotation, molecular function: protein binding. The transcript has 12 exons. Lineage: Eukaryota; Metazoa; Chordata; Chondrichthyes; Rhinopristiformes; Pristidae. Gene Ontology annotation, biological process: regulation of JNK cascade. The record is from RefSeq and is a predicted model, not a curated record. Gene Ontology annotation, cellular component: cytoplasm.
UUUUAAAGAAAUAGCGUUCACCAGAACUUAAUAAGUUACAAACAGAAUUUGUGAGUUGUAUGAAUUAUAAGCAGCUCACAAUCGGGCAUAUCAGCAACUGGAAUGUAGUAAUUAUUUCAAUGUAUUAAUUUACAGAGAGAUUAGAUGUGCAUCAGUAAGAUUUUGGAUUCAUCCUCUCCGUCACAUCAAGUUUCUUCCUCCGCUCCUUUAAGUCUUUAAGCUUAAGCCUUGAUUUCAGUCGUAGAUACUUCAUUGGCCGUGAGGCCCUUGGUUGUGGCUUGAGGGGUGGGGAGUGUAAGUGACGGAGGAAUCGGAUGUUCUUGAGAGAUGCAAAACAUUCUUCCAAAUCAUAGGCCGUCUACCAAACAUCUUACCUGCUUCGAUGUCACAUUGUGUUAGAGAACGAUUGUGAAAGGUGUUACACAAAUGUACUUUAGUUCAGUGAUCUGGAUGACUUGUUACAGUAAUUAUUUUUUACGUCUCGUGACCGCAUUGUUGAUUAAUUCAGCACCUAGUGGCUGCGGACAGCGCCUGCUACAAAUUCUGUCUGAAUCUAUUCUCAGUAUAAGAAGUGUGAGCAUCGCUCCCAGUCAAACUCGGCUAUUCACGGGCUAUUUGCAGAGACAUCCGGGGGGAGGGGGUUGUGUACAGAGAAAAAUAAUUUCCUCCUCUUUCCCAUCUUCAUGGUGACGUGUUAAUUCCCCCUCCCUCCCCACCCCUCGUUUUAUCUGCAGCAUCCCUCUGCACAGUCAAUGUGAGGAACUGGAUGCAGCAGGAACCGAGCCGGUUUGCAAUGCGGUUAUGUAAAAGCUAGCUCUGCAACAACAAAAAAAUCCUCCUCCCCACAUACACUGGAUUUUCGACGCAAACCAGUGCCCCAAGUGCGAAGGGCAGUCGGUCCCGGGACACGGCGGCGAUGCAGCCGAGUUAGUGCGGGGGUCUAGAUGCUCCGCAGUGCUGGUCGUUCCCUCGUACGUUAUACAUAAUUUUACUCCAUUUGGGGCGUUUAGAAAUUAAAGUGUCAAUUACGUGUUCCCAUUGUCGGUGCUCCUGAUGCUUGUGAAGAACCCGGAUUGCUGUCUGUUUGCGGUGUCUCCCUGAAUUGGAAGCUUUGAUUUUUGUUUUUCUCCCUCCUCUCAUCAAUUGCAAAGCCUCUUGUGUCCUUGGGUUAUUUUUUGCGUCAGAAGAUGGCGGAUCCCACUGAGAUGUUUUCACUGUCAACCUUCCACUCUCUCUCCCCUCCAGGCUGCAGACCUGCACAUGAUAUCAGCCUGGAGGAGUUUGAUGAUGAAGAUUUGUCUGAGAUUACAGAUGACUGUGGAAUUGGGCUGAAUUAUGACUCUGAUCCCUAUGAGAAGGACUGCCUGAUGUUGGAUAUGAAGGGCGCACCACAGGCUGUGACAGAGGUCUGCUCCUUCCAGGAUGAUCUACAAGAAUUUGAAAUGAUUGACGAUACUGACGACAUGGAAGAACGAGAGUUACUGCCCUCACCCUCUGCCACAACUGCCCAGCAGUCUCGACCUACCACCUUAAACCUUGCCACUCCCCUCUCCCACUCACAGGAUUCUCUCAAUAACAAUGCCAGUUUCUCUCCAAGGAAAGCUAGCUGGCAGGAGACACUGCUCCAUUCCUCUAGUGGUCAUUUAACUCCUCCACAUCAAUGUAUUCAAGACAGUGUCCAUCCUGCUGGUUGGUGUAUGACUUCCCUUAACUCUGGGACACAUGGCAAUGGAUCGCCACUAAAACACACGGAAACUGAAUCAACCCAGUCACCUCUGAAACCACUACUCUACGAUUUUGAAGGAAAUCGACGGGAUACUCUGGAAUACGGUAACAGCAAGGCUGACCAACUCAUAGAGGAUCAUAAUAAGAAUGUUGUAUUGCCAUCAUUGCCAUAUCCAUCAUUGCAUGCAAACAAAGAACUUGCUAAACACUGUCUCUCUCCGACAGGGUCUUUUGGUUUUCAUAGAAAGUCACCAAGUCCCUUCGCAGAGAUGGAACCAGGUCAUGAUGGCAAUGUACAUCCAACUAAUGCAGCAGACGAUAUCACAUUAGCAAGCUCAGACACAGAGCUGGAACAGGACUUGACUAACAGCAGCUCCAAGGGUGAUCGUUUCCCUGGUAAUAGAUGCAAUGAAACAUACACUCUAGCCUCUGAAUUAGGGAUGAACAUUGAGGUUGAAGCUGAUCACCCUUUAGCUGCCACUAGUAAAUGUCUAUCAUCUUCCAACCUCAGCAAUGGUUCCUGCACUCCUGUGUCUGACGUAGAGCUGGAACAAGAAUUUGGCGUCGAGCUUGCAAGUAAACCACACAGACCACACUCAGAACAAACAGAUUCUGUGACGCAUCUUUUCGAGGAAACCGAUUUGAAGUCCAUUACCACCACUGCAGUCGGUUCUUCCGAUCCCAACAUGACCUCAGAGUUGGACCCUGAUCAUACAACACAUGUGACUACUAAUGAUCAUGCUCAACCAUCUGGCUCCAACAGUGAUACAGCUUCUCCUUCCUCUGAUCCAGGAAUUGUGGCAGAUCUCACCACAAAAAGCAGCAAAAAGUUCAUACGGUCAUACCAAAGUGAGGAUGGUGGUUCCUCUGGUUCUGAUUCAGAACUGGAGGAGCUGGAAGAUAGACUUACAUGUGACAACAGUGCUGCAUGCAACAUGAUUUCUUCUAUCUCUGAGACAGAGUUAGAUCUUACCAGUGAGAGCAGCAGUGGAAGGUCAUCACACUUAACCAAUUCAAUUGAGGAAGCGAGUUCACCCAACUCUGAUCCUGAGAUUGAUUGGGAGGGAGAAAUCAGUACAGCAAGUGUAAAAGACCGAUUGUACUCAAUAAAGAUGGCAAACAGUCCCACCAUCAAUUCUUUGGAACCAGUUGUCGAAUGGAACCUUGAGAGUGGGUAUACAGGGAGAUUCCUCAGUGCAAUUGACCCAAACAAUUUAGAUAUUUCCACAGAAAUCUUGGAGUCAGAACAAAUAACUGACCCAAUUACUGAUGUCAUUGAUGGAUCUUUGCAAAAUCCUGAUGAAACUAAAGACCAGGUUACUUCAGCACAAACUUCAGAGUUCAGACCCGACAGUCAGAAUGAAGAUAGCAGCAGGCCAACGUAUCUGGAUAUUGUUCCAAAUCAAGGACUUUCUCGAGUUCCAACUCCUAAAUCACAAACGUUUGAGAAUGCUGAAGAGAACAGUGAUGACGAACUGAGUAAUGAUUCUGAGUCUUCAUGUUCUGAUCAUGAUUCAGAUCCCGAUCUAAGUGAAAGUUCUGACUCUCCUUGGCUCCUCAGUAACAUGGUCAACACAAUGAUCUCACAAGGCUCGCACACUGUCAAAGACGAGUACUGGCUGCAGACUAACUCAUUCAGUGAGACCACUUCUUCAUGCUCUGACAUUGAGAUUGAACCAGUCAAUAAUAGUGAGCUCUUGCUCACUUCAGGCCAUCAGGUCAACUUGGGCGAGGAAGCCUGUGAAGUCACAGAUGCUAAAUCAGUCAUAAUGAAUAGUAACAAUGAUCUUAGUGACUCUAUGUGUUCCGAAGAUAAAGAGGAGACUGGAGUUGAGGAACUUGAGUUAGAGCUAAUUCCUGCUAACAAACCACCCGCACUCUACAUGGCUUUGAGUAGUCCACCCCAUGAUAGAGUAUCAGCAGGAGAUAGCUAUAGUGUGAUACUCACUCCAGCAAGAGUUGACUCCUGUGAAACGGAAACGGUGCUCGAUAUUGAUUUAAAGAACCUUUGCACAAAUGAAUGUGACUACACAGGAGCCACACAGGCUGCAGCUCCAAGCUCCACUCUUAGCUUUAAAUAUGAAGAGUCAGUUGAUUCCCUUCAUGGGGUGAAGCCAGAUCAGGAUGCCAAAUCUCCAAGUUUCAGCGAAGAGCUAGAAGUUGCAUUUAUUCUGGAAGAUAAAUUGACUGAACUCAGUAAAUCUUCAAGACCUUCAACCUUGGAGGUCCAGGUGAAAUCAAAGCCAGUAAACAACGAAACUAACUCUACCAGUAAAUGCUCAAGUCCAUUUUCUCUGUAUAAUGCAAACCCCAAAAUACCAAUAUCAUUUAGUGACCCAUCAAAUGGACCUUUCAGCCUGAGGGAGUUGUCCCCAUUACACAGGACAGCCAGCACACAGUUAGACCAAUCACUGGCCUACGACUCCAUUAAGUACACACUGGUGGUAGAUGAGAACACUACUUUGGACCUCGUUAGUUUGAAGCGCUGCACAUCUAUUUUGAGCGAUGACAGUGAGGUCUCAACACUGUGUGACAACUGUGAGCUGGAGAUGGACAAUGAGUUUGGAGAAUGCGCACAGAGACAGGAUGUUGAGAACUCAUCGGAGGAUUCAUCACCUGAAGCUGAUACACAGUUUUCUAAGAAAUUCCUCAACGUUUUUGUCAACAGCACUUCUCGAUCUUCCAGUACCGAAUCUUUUGGCCUUUACUCAUGUACAAUAAAUGGUGAGGAACGGGAUCAGACUCAUCGAGCGGUGUUCCGGUUUAUACCACGACACCAGGAUGAGUUGGAGUUAGAUGUUGAUGACCCAUUAUAUGUUGAAGAGGAGGAGGAUGACUACUGGUACAGAGGCUACAACAUGAGGACAGGGGAACGUGGGAUCUUCCCAGCAUACUAUGCACAUGAAGUAGUCAACCAGGCCAAGGAAUUUAUGGGGAUAAAGAAGAGCAGUAUCUGGGUGGAGAGGUUCAACGUGCAAUUCCUGGGAUCUGUGGAAGUGCCCUAUCACCAGGGUAAUGAUAUCCUGUGUGCUGCGAUGCAGAAGAUUGCUACCACUAGAAAGUUAACAGUUCACUUGCGCCCUCCUGCAAGUUGCGAUUUAGAGGUCAGCAUUCAAGGAGUUAAGUUAGCUAUGAGUUUGAACGAGUAUGGAUUGGAGGACAAGAGUGAAAGAUGCAGCCAUUUUUUCCAAAUGAAGAAUAUUUCAUUCUGUGGAUGUCAUCCUAAAAACAGCUGCUACUUUGGAUUCAUCACCAAGCACCCAGUGGUGAAUCGCUUUGCUUGCCACGUGUUUGUGUCCGAGGAAACCAUGCGCCGUGUCGCUGAGUGCAUUGGCCAAGCUUUUCAGGAAUACUAUCAGGAACACCUGGAGUAUGCCUGUCCAACAGAAGACAUUUACCUGGAGUAAGGGUUUGAUAACUCUUGCAUUGAUACUUGACAUUUUCUUAGGACCUGAGCUCAACUGUGAGCUGUAUCCCUGUUCCCUGUAUAUAAAGAAAAUUAAACUCCAAUCAAACCAAGAGAAUCCUAGUAAAAGUACCUGGUACUUGGGGACCCCCUGUGAAUUUUUGCAUUAACCCUGAAAGCGCAUCAUAUCAAACCUGUGUUUGCUGCACAUAUCCAUUCCAUAUCCAACUCUAGCCUUCAUGUCCUUCCUGUGCUGUUGUUCUAGAUUGCUUCAAAAUCAUCUUGACACCAAAAUAAACAGAUACAGUUCAGACAGACAGAAAGCACGAGACAAUGUAACCAGUGGGAGCAGCAUAGACUGGAGAAUGCCAUAUGUGCUUGGCGUUUAACUGCCCACUUUUGCUCUGUUGUUGACUUAUUUUAGCCUGACAACUAUUUUCCUUGAAUCUGAUUCAUGACUAAAUACCCCAAAUUACAACUGCCCCAUCAUAGAUCGGGUAAGCAGCAGGGGUGACAAUGAUAUCAGCAUGAUUUAUAUGUGCCACAUUAUGUGUUUUUUAAUAUUAGUUGGUGCUACUCAGAAGCUUGCAGCAGAUGGAGUCUGGUAGGAUGCAGAGUUUGUCAGUACAAUGAGGUGAACAAUGCCUUAGACCAGGAAAAAUUUUCUUGUUGUAGAGUGAACCUUGACUUUGCUACAGACUUCAGUCAUGUUUACUUUUGGGGCAGCUGGCUUUGCUUCACUCAAGCCAUUAACACCCCAGCCCCCACCGACCACAACCCCUACCCCUUCCUCUUCCUCAUUAUUGCCUCAGUUAAAAUGAACAGAUCUGGUCCAGAACACAGACAAACUUAGCAAUGACAUAAGAUUUCCCAACUGUUAGCAGGAAAAAUGAUGGCUCUCUGUUUAAAGUUUUUAUACAACGUUAAGGGUGAUUUCUAAAAGACUGCUCUCUCAUUGAUCGCAAUAGUCCCACUUUUAAAACAAACUUCCCAGGGUCACUCUCCCACCAGGAAGGGCCCCAGUGUUCUGGACCACCACAGUCCAAUUACACCAAUUCACAGCUCUGCCAUCUCAGCUGCCUUGCGUGAAAUGGGCUCUGCUCAUUGCUGAGGAGGACCUGUAUGAUGUGCAUGGUUUUUAAAAGCUGCAUGAAAUCUCCAAUUAAAAGCUCACUUCUUGCCCACUGCCAAGGAGAAACUAGGAGUUCAAAAUGCUGGUGCCUCAGUGACUGAGUCAGUCUAUCAGGCUCACAUGCAUAGUAUAUCCAGAGAGAGAGAACACGAAGUACCUUAAACUAAUUUGCUGCCCUUACUUUAUCCAACUGCUGUAAUCAAUCUUUAGCCAAGUUAUUGCACUCCAUUGUCACUCAUUUACACCAACUGGGCUGACAAUUGUUUUAACAAUAAUUGCAUGAUAAAUGUAGGCAGGAACAGUGCCUUUUACAUGCUGUCAUCUAAGGGAUGGUUUCCACCUGGAGCUGACAGCAUACUGUACUGAGCCAGCACUCAGUGAAAGGGGCAAAUCACAGAUGUGGCAGUGAGGAGUUAAUGCCAUUUGUUCUUUUUGGGUGCGAACAGUCAUCCCAAGCUCUCCUUGGGAACCUUCAAUUACAUGGCGUAUUGAUUGAUACAAGUAUAGAGUGGUGGGAAGACUAGGAAAUAGACUGGAAAAGGACAGUUAUCAGCACUCACCUCACAGGCUUCUUGUAAAGUGGCAUCAGUUGCCAGAGGAAAGGCCUAAAGGGAACUAGAAGAAGCUGUUUUAGAGCACCCUGGUCACAAUGUAACCCAUCAGGAAAACAGCUCCUGCCUACUAGGUAAUCAUCCAUUCAGAAGCAGAGGUGAUCCUGUGGGAGGCUGGGUGGUUGGGGUAGAGUUAGGGGUAGAGGAGGAGGGAAGUGGAAGGAGGAUGAGUUGGCUGAAUAUGAGAGGCACCAAAACAGCCUGCUGGAGCCAGAGGAGGGAAUUUAAGGGUGCCUCUCCUCUCAGAUAUUUGAAUCAAUCAACACAGUUUCUGGUGCAAUACUAAUUAACCAGCAUGUAGCAGAUCAGAUCCCAUUGAUGCAAUAACUGCUCCUCUCAUUCAGUGGGAAUUCAAACACAUAGUGUGCCCCCAUAAUGGUCCCUGUUCAACUAAAAUGAAAGGCAAAUCUGCGUUUUCUCCUGAUUGAUGGGUAAAUAUGUGACUCUUGAAGCAGUUGGAUGUUCUAGAUACAUGAUCCCUAUAGGACUGAAAGCGGACUGAGAACUCUCAAUAAUUUCCCCAAGUUUGAAAUCGGUGGUAUUAAACCCACCAUCCUGGGGCACUGUGAGCAUGGCUACAGAAUACCAUUUCCUUGGAAGCAGGGAUGGGGAUGUAAAUGGGACAUGGAUAUCUGAAGUGAGAGGGGGGCUCAGCAAAAACAAACCUCUGCUUGAUAGAUAUCACUUUAUCAUCUUAUGCCCAUCUGCAGGAUGUGUUGGGAACACAGGGGCUUCUUGAGUGCAAAGAGAAACAUUCACACUGCAGGAGAGGUAAAGGAGCAUGUCAGGACCACUAGGAUUAUGGUUCCAUUUUAUAGGCAGUCAGGUAGAUAUGUUUGUUUCUUGUCUGUUUUCAACUGUUCUCUCCACUCCCUUUCCAUAGUUGCAAAUGUGUUUGGGAGGUAGGGGUAUAAGUGACAUAGUUCCAGGUUGUGGAUGAUGUUAUGAUGUGUGAUUAUAGAUUUCCACAGGAGUUAAUUAGCAAUUACUAAACAGAAAUGUUCCUGUAUAUAGAGCAAGAAAUGUUUGGAAUGAAGAGCCAAAACAAGUGUUAUUCAAAAGAUAAUUGCUAUCUAUUAUGUGAAAGUUAAUUUCACAAGGGGAUGAGGUUCAAAGAAACAGAGGAAUUCACUUUAAUGAGUUCAGAUCCCAGAAGGAGGACUUUAAUAGAACAAAGUGGGAUAAACUACAGUAUAUAACAAUGGGAAGUAAUAAUGCUUGGGAGAUGGGCUUCAGUAAGACAGUUUAAUAGUUAGGAUUCAGUAGCAGAUUUAGAGUCUGGCUGUGUUGAGCAACAGUUAGAGAGUAAAUGUAUCAGAGAGACUGACUCAAAUGGAGAGUUUAGGUAACAGCAGGAUGGGGCUUGAUGAGAGUAGAAAUGGAGAGGGAUUGACUUUGAUCGGAGAGUUAGGGUCCUGGAGAGAUGGGCUUUGGUGAGAGCAUUAGAAUCCCAGUAGCACAGGUUUUGAUGGGAGAGCAAGGUAACCAGAGUGAUUGACGAUGGGCAAAGUAAAGGACUAAAAGUGUAGCUUUUGAAAGAAGAGUUGGGGUUUUGAUUGGAGAGUCAAAGUUCCGGAGCAUUGGCCUUGAUUAUGGGAUAGUCAGGAAACUGAAAGGAAGGCAUCCAAUGGGUGAGUUAAGAUGCUACAGGGAUGGUUUUUGAUGAGUGUUAUUGUAAUAGAAGAAUAGGCUUUUAUGGGAGAGCUUAGGGUAUUGUGGGAUUAACUUUGGGAAUUUGAUUCUUAGAGGAAUGAGCUUCAGUGGUAGCAUUAGGAUACGUUGAUGGUUUUCAAUGGAAGAAUUAGUGUACCAGAGGUUUUAACAUUGAUCUGAGGGUUAGGGCACUAAAGAGAAGAGCUUCACAAGGUUGAAGGGGUAAAUAAUGAAAUUAUCUAUUUUCAAGAGAAUUAUUGGUAUUAGUGAAAUAGGAGUACUGGCUUCUAUGGGACAUUUAAAGGGUCUUGGCCUGCAUGCAAGAAGAAAAAAUAUAGGCGAGUUAUACAAGGAUAGAGGACUAUGAGUGGCCUCUGCAAAAGUUGUGCAUUGGCUUGUAGUGAUAUGGAUGAAAUGUGGAGACAAUACAAAAGCUACGGUUGACAUUACUCAGUUGGAUCUGCCUUGCGACAUUAACCUUGUGUCUUGGACUAGCCAUGGACUGGAUGGAAAUACUCUGGCUGCGGACCACUCCUGUUGCUAGAGAGAGUGUCAAGUUUUGACCAGUACCUGAUGAUCCUGGCAGUGACUAGUCAUGAUCUCAGUGACCCUGGUUCAGGGAGAAGAACAUCCCACAAUUCUUCAGUGCUCUGUGGUUCCUCCUGAACCAUGAAUGUAUGGUGAGAACAAUAUUCUAAUCAGCUCUCAACUUGAACUGACUGCUGCCCAGGUUCACAUGCCAUUGGGUGCGAUACCAAAGGGCAUUUGGUGCCCUUAAAUCCCACAUCCCCUAAAAGAAUGAGGUAUUUUAUUGGAGAGGGAAAUUGUUGAGAAUUAGGCCAAGUGGUGAUUACAACAAUGUCAUUAUUUCAGGAAAUUAGGGCAAUCAAUUCACCAACCUGUCCAAAGUACCAAUUAAGGAAGGCAGAGGGAGCCCAACAUUCAAAGUGGGAAUUUCAAGCUAUACUAAUCCAGCUGCAGUUAGAGUCAAAAUGCACUUUUGGCCUUUUAUGUGUGUUUAAAAAAAAUUUCACAAUGUGGUUUUAAGAUUUCCCUUGUCCAUAAUUCUAACAAAGCCAAAUUUGUGUGUAGGAUGAGCAUCCUCCAGAACUACAAAAUUCAACACACAUUACAGAGUAUAAAGUUAGGAGAGCCAUAGAUAGGGUAGAUAGAGUCUUUGUCCCAGGGUGGAAAUGUCAAAUACUAGAGGGCACAGGUUUAAGGAGAGAGGGGGAAAGUUUAAAGGAGAAGUGUGAGGCAAGUUUUUAUUUUUACACAGAAGGUGGUAGGUGCCUGGAAUGUGCUGCCAAGGGAGAUGGUGGAAGGAGAUAUGACAGCAAUGUUUAAGAGACAUUUAGACGGGCCCAUGGACAGGCAGGGAGUGGAGGAUACAGACCAUGUGCAGGCAGAUUAAAUUGGCAUCAUGGUCAGCACAGACAUCGUGGGCUGAGGAGCCUGUUCCUGUGCUGUUCUAUGUUCUUUUACCAUCACCCCUGCACACUGGAAAUGCUUCCCAGUGUGCUCUGGCACUGACCUGUACCAAUCUGUUGACAAGUGAUAGGUUUCCUACCACCAGAUAAUAAUGGACAAAUUAACAAUGACUAAAUAUCACAAUUCUCAUCCCUUUUAGAUUAAAGGACUGAGAGUGGGAAGAAUUCCCAGGAUCAAUCAGCCAUGUAGUUUCUGGGUCUCAGUUUGUCUUUAACCUUGUGGUUCAGCAAAUAGGUUGAAAGACCAACUUGUGAAUGGCAGGUUACUCUAGCCUCUACUGGUUCCCAGUCACCCUGGCUUGGUUGCAUUCUCUGUAGUGGUUUCAGAUCCAUGGGUUUGAGUGUUGAGAGGGAACCCAGUUAAUCUAUAGGCAAUAUUGCAGCCUUGGCUUUGGCCAUGAGGUCAGUAAAGUGAUCUGAAAUGCCAAAACAGCUUCUAGUGAACAACACACCGCAAUUAACAUCUCUUCCACCUGUCCAGCGACCUUUAGAUUGAUACCUCCUGGAAAAGCAUGUCCUCAGACAGGUGCAGGCAUCGAGCCCUGGAUUAUGCUAGUUACUAAACUGGUUGCCUGUAUGUUAGCUACAUUUACCUGUAUGUAAUGUUGGAUUAUGCUAACCAUUCAUUCUAUACUAAACACAUCAAUAUGUAACAGAUUAAGGUAAUUUAUCAUCUAAUUGUAUCAAUGAAAAACUGAUCACAAAGCCUUGUCAUGUUUUUGAUCGUAUGAUUAAAAAUAUGGUUAUUGAA